Colletotrichum graminicola M1.001 is the source of this 1563-nucleotide messenger RNA. RefSeq names its product MNNG and nitrosoguanidine resistance protein. The coding region runs from base 1 to 1563 and encodes 520 amino acids. Lineage: Eukaryota; Fungi; Ascomycota; Sordariomycetes; Glomerellales; Glomerellaceae. The transcript is spliced from 2 exons. Gene Ontology annotation, cellular component: membrane. The record is from RefSeq and is a predicted model, not a curated record.
AUGGCCAUUCUUCCACAGAAAGAGGCCGCAGUUUCACCAACGCCAGCCAACUUCGAUCAAACGAAAGAAAAUGAACAACACAAUGAAGAAAUCGGUCUCGGAGAUCGGCAUCAACAACCUCAUCAUGCUGUUGGUUUCUGGCACCCAUUGAUGAGAAAAGUACGCGCUCAUGUCAUCCGGUUGUGGCUGCGCACCAUCGCCAUCCUAUUCCUCUUCAUCCUAGCCGUCCUAUCUCUGUACUGGGCAGUCCUGUACCGGGCCGAGGCAAAUCUCAGGUCACUCAUCAUCCACGUUGUUGACUUUGAUGGCCAGGUUGCUCCCUUUGAAUCAGUUCAGCCUAUUGUCGGUCCCACGGUGUUGCAGAUCGUCCAACAGUCAUUAAAUAAGCCGGGGCCCUCGCUGGGAUGGACGGUUCUACCCCCUUCGAGCUUCGAUAACGACCCCAUGGCCGUUAGGAUGGCAGUAUACAAUUGGGAGAGUUGGGCCGCUAUUAUCAUUCACGCCAAUGCGACCGCGGCUCUUCAGGAUGCUGUCGCGACUGGUGACGCCAAUUACAACCCAGCAGGUUCGGUGCAAAUCAUCAUACAAACAGCGCGAGAUCAGACAACCUACCAAAGCAACAUCCAACAGUACAUCAGCCAGUUCACAGAAGAAUUCGCUCAACAGUUUGGAAAGCUGUGGGGCCAGAUAGUGAUGUCAAACUCAUCACUGAGUCGAGACAACCUCGCGAGAGCAUCCAGCGCUGUGAACCCGGGAAUCGCACCGUUGAUGAUCGACUUGCGACCCUUCCAACCUGCCACAGCCACGCCUGCGGUCAGCAUUGGACUGAUUUAUCUCAUCAUCACGGCGUUCUUUUCGUUUUCCUUCUUUUUACCUAUUCACUCUAAAUAUAUCCAACCGCAAGGACACCCACCUCUGCGCUUCUGGCAGCUCAUCGUAUGGCGGUGGCUGGCAACUACCGUCGCCUACUUCCUCAUCUCCUUAGGUUACAGCUUGAUAUCCCUGGCAUUCCAGAUUCCUUUCAGCGCUCCCUCGGCCUCGCCAAUCGAGCCGGCACCACCUGCGGGCGCAACGGCGUACGGGCGGGGCACUUUUCCGGCUUACUGGAUGCUGAAUUUUGUCGGCAUGUCGGCGCUGGGCCUUGCCUGUGAGAACGUUGCCAUGAUCAUAGGACAGCCGUGGACUGCCCUGUGGCUGAUCUUUUGGGUCAUCACCAAUGUCUCAACGGCAUUCUAUGCUAUCGAUCUAUCUCCAGGGUUCUACCACUGGGGCUACGCUUGGCCUCUCCACCACGUGGUCGAGGGAAGUCGGCAGCUGCUGUUCGACUUGCGUUCGAGGAUCGGGCUCAACUUUGGCGUUCUGUUUGCGUGGACCGCUGGGAAUACUCUGUUGUUUCCCCUUUGCUGCUACUUUAUGCGGUGGAAGACAGAAAACGAGAAGAGAAAUGCGGAAAGAGACAAGGAUCGGUAUGUUGUUGAAACAGAGGAUGGGGAAAAGGAGUUGAAAAAGCCGGAGGGUACUAAGCCUCCCAUCAGAAGGCAUGGAUUCAUGCGAGGUGUUUGA